Cladocopium goreaui is the source of this 1314-nucleotide messenger RNA. Lineage: Eukaryota; Dinophyceae; Suessiales; Symbiodiniaceae. The record is from the annotation of a GenBank genome assembly.
AUGAACAGGGACUCACUUGUAGCCCUUUUUGAGAAGUGUGCUAGGCGCAGAGAGAACUCUUGUCAUUGCCAGGAGAUAUUCGUUAUUGGUGAUUUGCAUGCGGACAUCCACUGUGCAAAGCAAUGGGUUUCAAGGACCAACUUGCUGGAUGUGCAGUCCUGGAGCUGGAGGGCUGAGACAUCCGCGUUGGUCUUUCUGGGGGAUUAUGUAGAUCGUGGACCGUCUGGAAAGCAAGUCCUGGAGUUCGUGCGAAACUUGACGGUCAGUUUUCCGCGCAAUGUCCUGGCAAUGAUGGGCAACCACGACCUCUACACCUUGGCCGAUGCCUUACUGCCCUCCGGCGCCACGCGAUUCAUGGGCGCCGCGGUGAAGGAUUUCGCGUAUGCCUUCCUACACCCAGAGGAGUAUCUCAACUGGAUUCCAGAGCUCGAGGCGCAGGCGGAGGAUCUUGAGUCUUUGUUGCCCUCACUCUUCGCAGCGCUGCAGAAUGUCUACGCUCAAAACUAUGAAGCGGAGGUCAUGCUUCAAGCAGGGCGGCGAAGCCAGACCAUUUUCGACUGGCCGCCCUUGCGCUUCAACAGCACCAUGUCUGCCUUGCUUCGGCAGCGGCUGAAGAAGUGGCAGAGCUGGGCACUGGAAGGCUUGGUAACUUCUGGGUUGGCUGAAUGGUUAGCCGCGCGGCCAGUUGCGGCAGUGCUUGCAGGCGUUCUCUUCGUGCACGGCGGGCUGCCAUCGGCGCUGACCCUGCGGCAGAUCCAACAGCUGGGUCCAGGUGCCGUCGUGAAUGUUGAUGAAUUCUUCUCUUCAGGCCGCAAGGAACUUCUAGAGAUGGUUCAUGAGGUGGUGACCUACAGAGGCUUUCAUGGCAGAAGGGGUUGCAGAGAGGUGGACCAGGCGCUACAUCUUCUCAAGGACGACGAUGUGCAGAUGAUCGUCGUGGGCCACACUGCAGGGAAGACGGUCCGCCAGAUGUGUGGAGAUCGCUUAGUGGCAGCUGACAGCUCUUUGAGCCGCUUCUAUCGCUCCUAUGGGAACCGCUACUGUCCAGUACAAGUGGCUACAGAACGCCAUGGAACAUGCAGCAGAAAGCUAUCUCCUUGCGCUGGACAGGCAGCACGUAUCCACAAGGGGCGCGUAACCCUUGUGAGUUUGGAGAAUGUGAACGAGGAGCUGUGAUUCCGACUGCUUGGAGAAUCUCACGGACCACAUCUCGACCUCUGGACCUCGGAGGUAGCCGUCAUGAAGGAUAUGAUGGCGGAGUACCCCUGGGGCUCACCCCAUAUCUUUGAGGAGAGCGGACCGCCAAAAGAGGAG